Messenger RNA from Podarcis muralis (Common wall lizard), 1830 nucleotides. It is a transcript of the gene RDH8, whose product is annotated as retinol dehydrogenase 8. Gene Ontology annotation, molecular function: all-trans-retinol dehydrogenase (NAD+) activity; estradiol 17-beta-dehydrogenase [NAD(P)+] activity. Gene Ontology annotation, cellular component: cytoplasm; cytosol. Gene Ontology annotation, biological process: estrogen biosynthetic process; retinol metabolic process. The record is from RefSeq and is a predicted model, not a curated record. Lineage: Eukaryota; Metazoa; Chordata; Lepidosauria; Squamata; Lacertidae.
ACCAGGCCUGGCUGUGUUUGUCAUGACCCACCAGAGUACAUAACAGGGCAAAAUGCUGGGCUUGUCUGUGAAAACUCCAUAGGCGCAGCUGAUGCAGCCCUGGGAAAUGCAGUCACAGGUUUUUGAGGGGUGGCCAUCUGCCCUGAAGGAGCUCAGAGCUUCCCCCGCCCAGCCCAGCCCUGUCACCAGCUCAAGCCUCCAGCUGAUCCCUGGGUCACAUGCUGGAGGAGCUCUGUCAUUCUCUCAACCCUGAUCCCUUCGGGCACCACUCACUGCAGCUCAGCCAUGGCCAAGGCGGCUCCACGCACUGUGCUUAUCACCGGCUGCUCCUCGGGCAUCGGGCUGCGCAUGGCUGUGCAACUGGCGCAGGACCCAAGCAAGCGAUUUCACGUCAUUGCCACCAUGCGCGACCUGCGCAAGAAGGACAAGCUGGAGGCAGCUGCUGGGGACACACUCAACAAGACCCUCAGCAUCCAGCGCCUUGAUGUCUGCAAUGAUGAGUCUGUGGCUGAGUGCAUCAACAGCCUUCCUGAGAAACGACUGGAUGUUCUGGUGAACAAUGCCGGUGUGGGGCUCGUUGGGCCUGUAGAGUCCAUUUCCAUCGAUGACAUGAAGCGCAUCUUUGAGACCAACUUCUUUGGUGCCAUCCGCAUGAUCAAAGCUGUUCUCCCUGAAAUGAAGCAAAGACGGAGAGGACACAUUGUAGUUAUCAGCAGCGUCAUGGGAUUGCAAGGUGUCCCCUUCAAUGAUGUGUAUGCUGCCUCCAAGUUUGCCAUGGAAGGUUUCUGUGAAAGCCUAGCUGUGCAACUCCUCAAAUUCAACAUUUUCAUCUCCAUGGUAGAGCCUGGUCCAGUCAACACAGAAUUUGAGAUGAAACUGAUGGAGGAAGUGGCCCGCUCUGAGUUCCCGGGAGCCGAUGCUGCCACCGUGCGGUACUUCAAGGAGGUCUAUCUUCCGGCCUCCCAUGAGAUAUUCACCACCAUGGGCCAGACCCCUGAGUAUGUGGCUAAGGCUGUUGUGAACGUCAUCGCCAAGGAGCGCCCUCCUUUCCGAACACAGACGAACACCCUAUACACGCCACUGGUGGCCCUGAAGUAUGCAGACACCUCAGGGGAUCUGUCCGUUGGCACCUACUACAACCUGCUUUUUCGCUUCACAGGCCUCUUCCACCUCAGCAUGAGCUUCCUCAAAUGCAUCACAUGCAGCUGUUUCCGGCGCCGGGUCACACCUGCUUGAGGUCAGGGUGGGUGAGGCCCUGAUGGCAGCAGAGCCUCACUUCUUCCCACUGCCCUGCUAAGGCUAUGUCGGAUGACCAGAGACAUUCUGCAACAAAUCAGUCCACUCCCAUGUUUUAAAGCUACCAGGUUCUGGUGAAUUUACAGAUAAGGAAUGUGUGCUGGGAAGGAAUUAAAGACAACAGGUCCUUUGGGGUGUGAGUAGGGAUGUCAGAGCUUUCCAACAGAAAAAGGAGCAGGACUUGCCAAUGUUUGUUUACUUGUCCCAUGUUUGAACAGAAAUCAACCCAGCGAAUGCCAUUGGGAUUUGCUGUUGUUAUUGCUUUCAGUCCUCAAAUGAUACAUAAUUGAUUACAUUUCCCUCUAUUUGCAUUGAAAUGAACAGGGUAGAAUAAUGUAACAGCAACAUACUUUAUGUAAUUAAGUGCAUAAAUUAUGUGAGUCGCAUAAUUUCACCACAGCAGACAGCAAGACCAAUAGCACAGUUUGCGGCAGAAGGUAAACUGCAGCAGAAUGCAGCCGUGCUGCAUGCGACAAACACAGGGUGGAAUGUUGCCUCCAGUGAAGUUUGAAAUAAAUCCAGGACAAAAACGAG